AAUGUCGGUCAAUUCGCACCUGCCCCGUCACAAGCUCAAAAUACGACCACCUAUCAAUCCUCGGAGAGAUCGAUAAAUACAAACACGACACAGCAGAUGGACUACGAGCAGGCAGGCAUAGACUUUGUAUUAACGUAGGACAACCCUCUUUGAUACUGGAAUGGAGAAUGGACUUGGCCCCCAAUCCUCAAUCUUCUUGAGCUCAUAGCCAGAGGCGAUCACCGACUUUUUGCAACAUUGUUUUCAUCUCAUUCAAAGUCUUGUGCAAAAUAGCUAACCAAUUGCAUAUGGCCUUUUUGCCACUCUAGUCUCGAGCAACCUUGUAUGGACCACGUCCGCAUAAUGCGGAAGAUAGCAGACGAGACAUGUCUGCCCUUAGGUCAUGCAGCAUUGGGGACCUGUCCACUCGACUUGAGGAGUAACGCUAGGCUGCCGCCAAACUACGAGCCUGGUCCAAUGCUUGACGACGGCACGGUACAUACUGGUGAGCUGUCGAGGGCGGAUCUUGCGACUCUGCUCGAUUUAAGCUCGAAGCUCAACCUGGAUGGAGAAAUCACGCCCAUCAUGGCAUGGGGAGCACUCAUGAACCACCCGCGAAUCAGGGAGAUGGGCUAUGCUGAUUUCCUUCGGGUCACGGAAGAGUUGCAAGGGAAAGUCCGCUGUUAUGGGUCAGUCGUGGAAAGCCUUCGUCAAUGCAUUAGACUGUGUUGUAUGCUAACAGUAACACCCUCAGAUUCGGCGCUGUUUUUGAGGACUUUGAGCUUCGCGAUGCACUCGAGGCUGUCCUUGGUUCGAAAUCGGGCUCUCCGAUGCUCGUUUGUUGAUCAAUUUUCAUUUUUGGGGUAGAUGUCUGGCGGGUUCCUUUAAUUGAUAUACCAGGGACUUGACUUAGUCUCAAUCAACAUUCUCAUUCCCAUCGAAACUUUUCU
Microdochium trichocladiopsis is the source of this 929-nucleotide messenger RNA. RefSeq lists its product as uncharacterized. Bases 325 to 846 code for a protein of 173 amino acids. The transcript has a single exon. Lineage: Eukaryota; Fungi; Ascomycota; Sordariomycetes; Xylariales; Microdochiaceae. The record is from RefSeq and is a predicted model, not a curated record.